Molecule: messenger RNA, 1162 nt
Organism: Lotus japonicus
Lineage: Eukaryota; Viridiplantae; Streptophyta; Magnoliopsida; Fabales; Fabaceae
Product: glutathione S-transferase L3-like
Exons: 10
Coding region: 145-855 (236 amino acids)
Molecular function (GO): glutathione transferase activity
Source: RefSeq, a predicted model, not a curated record
GUCACUGCUGGCGACUUCUUCACAUUAAUGGGGUCCCUUCCUUCCUAUAAAAGGUGAACCCGCUUUCAUUUCAUUUCAUUGCAUGCAUCUAGACGCUAAUCUGCAAAAGGAUUCUGAUUCUCUCUCACUGAAAGAAAGACAACAAUGUCAACAGCUGUGCAACAAGUUCUUCCUGCACCAUUAACUUCCACCUCUGAUCUACUUCCACUUUUUGACGGAACCACCAGGUUAUACAUCAGUUAUAUUUGUCCCUUCGCACAACGUGCAUGGAUCACUAGGAACUAUAAGGGAUUACAAGAUGAGGUCAAACUGGUUCCUUUGGACCUUUCAAACAGGCCUGCUUGGUAUAAGGAGAAAGUUUACCCCGAAAACAAGGUGCCAUCAUUGGAGCACAAUGGGAAGGUCUUGGGAGAAAGUCUUGAUUUGAUCAAGUAUAUAGAUGCCAACUUCGAAGGGCCAUCUCUGGUUCCAACUGAUCCUGCAAAGGAAGAGUUUGGUGAACAGUUAAUUUCCGAUGUUGAUACAUUCACCAAAGACGUGUACUCUGCAUUCAAAGGAGAUCCUAUCCCACAAGCUAGUCCUGCCUUUGAUUACUUGGAGAAGGCUCUUGGUAAAUUUGAUGAUGGCCCAUUCUUUCUUGGUCAAUUUAGUUGGGUGGAUGUUGCCUAUAUACCAUUUGUUGAAAGAUUCCAGAUCGUCUUUUCUGAGGUGUUCAAACAUGAUAUAGGGGAAGGAAGGCCUAGACUUGCAGCGUGGAUUGAGGAGGUGAACAAGAUUGACGCUUAUACACAGACUAGAGCUGACCCUGCGGAACUCCUUGACCUUUACAAGAAACGGUUUUUGGCUCAACAGUGAAAACUGGGUUACAGUGAGCUCUCUCAAAGGUGUAGAUUGUGGGAAAUAAAGCAUCAUGUGUGUUUCUGGGAUGCUUCAUUAGUCAAAAGUUGGUGUGUUUGUCCGCUAGAGUUGCAUAGCUUGAAUGUGAUAUUUAUUUGAUGUGAGACUUGUGAUGAUGUUUAUCAGUUUAUGUACCAGCUUGUGAUGCUGAUUACCAUUGUGAUGAUGUAUAAAUAAUCUUGAAUCAUCGUUGCUAGUGACUGAAUUAUCUUCUUUCUAUUCCUGUUAACCAUGAUGAUGAGUGAUGAAAUCUGUCAUUUUGUAA